GCUGCUGUGACUUAUUCGAAGCCUCGAUUGGCCACAUUUUGGCACUAUGCCAGGGUGGAGCUGGUUCCUCCAACCCCUGCUGAGAUCCCUGCAGCUAUUAAGAGCCUGAAAAAAGUAGUCGAUAGUGCUAAGACUGGUCGCUUCAAACAGCUCACAGUUAAGGAAGCUCUGCUGAAUGGUUUGGUGGCCACUGAGGUGUGGAUGUGGUUUUACAUUGGCGAGAUCAUAGGCAAACGAGGCAUCAUUGGCUAUGAUGUUUGAAGACCAGUCUUUAACAUCUGAU
Molecule: messenger RNA, 283 nt
Organism: Echinops telfairi (small Madagascar hedgehog)
Lineage: Eukaryota; Metazoa; Chordata; Mammalia; Afrosoricida; Tenrecidae
Gene: ATP5MG
Product: ATP synthase membrane subunit g
Exons: 2
Biological process (GO): proton motive force-driven ATP synthesis
Molecular function (GO): proton transmembrane transporter activity
Source: RefSeq, a predicted model, not a curated record